UAGGCGGCGACAAAAUGGCGGGUGUUUAAGGGACACAUCAGGAAGUAUAAGUAAAUGGGAACUUUGUUACCUUGGUGAUCGGUACAUCCCCCCCAGUGUAAAGAUGUCGGAUGGUAGGAGAUGUCCGGAGUGUGGCUCCGGCGACAUUGUGGAAGACUCGCACUACUCCCAGGAGCAGCUGGUGUGUGCGGACUGCGGGGUGGUGGUGACGGAGGGCCGGCUGACCAACACACAGGCCGAGGAGAGCUACCAGCAAGCGGUGAGGUUUACAGAAAGCACUGGGCAGAAUGAGUCAAUCAGCCGAACGAAACUUCGAGGAAUUGUGCGGGUCAGGAAUCUCUGUAGAGUUCUCAGACUUCCGGACACCUUUGCGGAUACUGCAGUUUCCUAUUAUGAAAGAGCUUUCUACCUCCCAGUGUUCCACUUUGCCAGACAGGAGAAGAAGGAGGCAGUCAUGGGGUGCUGUGUAUACAUAACAUGUAGACAGCAUCGCUGGCCUCUCACUAUAGGCACCAUCUCCACCAUUCUUUACUCCAAGUAUGAGAUCCUCAGCAGCGCGUUCACAGAACUGGUUCAAGCAUUGAAGCUGGAUGUGCCAUCAAUGAGCCUUCAGGAUCUGGCCAAAAGUCAUUGCUCCAGUUUCCGGUUAUUCCAAAACUGCCCGUCUGCUCCAGAGGAAUAUGUAGAGAAUCUGGAGAAAGUAUUGGAGCGGACCUCACGAAUACUGGAGUUAGCCAGCGAGACAUGGCUGAUCACUGGACGUCACCCUAUUCCUAUAGUAACAGCCGCUGCCUAUCUAUCUUGGCAGUCCCUCAAACCUGUCCAACGGCUCUCAUGUACUUUUUCUAAGUUUUGCAAGUGGUCUGAAACAGAAUUGCCUUCUCCAGCCAUAAAACGCUUGAAAGAACUCAAAGAGAACUGCUUAAAACUGGCCUCACAGCUGCCCUGGCUGAGGAUGAUGACUGUCAAUGAAAAGAAGGUGGUCUAUCAUUUGGAUGACAUUCUAAAGCAUCGGGGUUAUCUUCUCAGGAAGGCUCUGGAAGCUGCUGAGAUGUUGACCUCGGAGUCAGAAGAACCCAACUCUUCUGAUCAAGAGAUUCCUAAUGCACUCUUUCUUCCGCCAUGCAUGACCAAUCCAAAGAAGAGACCACAUUCUUUAGCUUUUCCCAAUGAACUCCAAAACAUUACCGGAGAUGAAGACAUUUUGGACAGUGAGAUAGAGCAGUACCUGAGGACACCAGCUGAGGUGGCUUGCAUUCUGCAGGUACAGGCUCAACUUGAUACGGAUAAGUAAAUCUUCACCAUUUGUCAAGACUUUUAAAUUUAUAGUUAUAUACAGGGUGGGCCAUUUAUAUGGAUACACCUUAAUAAAAUGGGAAUGGUUAGUGAUGUUAACUUCCUGUUUGUGGCACAUUAGUAUAUGUGAG
Molecule: messenger RNA, 1427 nt
Organism: Hyla sarda
Lineage: Eukaryota; Metazoa; Chordata; Amphibia; Anura; Hylidae
Gene: BRF2
Product: BRF2 RNA polymerase III transcription initiation factor subunit
Exons: 4
Coding region: 104-1294 (396 amino acids)
Biological process (GO): transcription initiation at RNA polymerase II promoter; transcription preinitiation complex assembly
Cellular component (GO): nucleus; transcription preinitiation complex
Molecular function (GO): RNA polymerase II general transcription initiation factor activity; TBP-class protein binding
Source: RefSeq, a predicted model, not a curated record